Toxotes jaculatrix (banded archerfish) is the source of this 2209-nucleotide messenger RNA. It is a transcript of the gene rpap2, whose product is annotated as RNA polymerase II associated protein 2. Gene Ontology annotation, molecular function: RNA polymerase core enzyme binding; RNA polymerase II CTD heptapeptide repeat phosphatase activity. The transcript is spliced from 12 exons. Gene Ontology annotation, cellular component: cytoplasm; nucleus. NCBI's taxonomy places the organism in Eukaryota, Metazoa, Chordata, Actinopteri, Toxotidae. The record is from RefSeq and is a predicted model, not a curated record. Bases 11 to 2065 code for a protein of 684 amino acids.
AGGAAACAGCAUGGAGACGGAGGAGAGGCGAAGGAGUGGGGCGUCCUCGAAAACCUCCAAAAAAGUUGGAAAACGUGUCAAAGCACUGACCGCGGAAGAAGAAGCAAGAAGGAGAGAGGUGGUGAAAGAGAAGCUGAGGGAGAAGCUGGAGCUUGAGAGAAGAGCUCUGAAGAUAGUGGAGCGUCUCCUGGAGGACAGUGUGGCUGAAGACUUCCUGGUUGACUGUGCAAAAUUCAUCACUCCAGCUAAUUACAAAGAUGCUGUGGAAGAGAGAUCCAUUGCUAAACUGUGUGGUUACCCCAUAUGUCCUAAUAACCUGGGCAAGAUCCCAACUCAGCAGUAUAAAAUUUCUACUAAGACCAAUAAAGUGUAUGACAUUACAGAGCGCAAGUGUUUUUGUAGUAACUUCUGCUACACAGCCUCCAAAGAGUUUGAGCUACAAAUAUCAAAGACACCUCUUUGGCUCAGGCAGCAUGAGAGCCCUCCACAAAUUAAACUGAUGAAGAAAGGAGACAGUGGGAGCUCUGGUGAGGAGGUGCUGCUGUCAGAGAGGUGUCUCCAAGAAGAGGACAUCGAGAACCCACUGGCUGCUCAGCCUGAGUACCCUCACAGCUCUCAGCAGCAUUAUCCCGCAGGCAGCCACAGCGACAGCAGCGAUGUGGAACAAGAGCAGGAUUUUGUCUCCAGCGUGGUCUCCCGGCAGCAGGGACCCAGGGUGCACUGGGGUGACCUGCCUAAACGCAGAGAUGGAGACGAGAAAGGAGAGCGAGAGAAGAUGCAGAGGAGAAAGAAACAGAGCGGAGAGGGAAGAGGAGAAAAAGAGGAGAUCGAGCAUCACCAAAGUCAGGAUACAGAGAGGGAGGGAAAAAUGAAAGAAGAUAUGCAAAGGAAAGUGUCACAUGCAUGUAAAACCGAUGUUAGAACUGAUGCUGAGCAGCUGCACAUAAUAAAUACUGACCUGGCAGCACCAGAGGAGAAAGACUUGCCUGAAGAAGCCCGUGUGGAAGAGGCUACAGCUAAGCUGAAUUUGUGCAGUUUGUCUGAGACAGUCUCUCACACUGUUUCCCUGCCCGUUGACUUAACACCUGCACAGGCAGGACACACUACACCAAUCACCUCUCCUCCACUUACUGACUCAAAACCCCCAACAGAAACCAAAUGUCUCUCUUCUUCAACACGAGCCACUACUGAUCUGAACAGCCAAAACACGACCGUGUCUGCCCAGCCAGGACUUAGCAUCACCAGGGUGGGUAUGAGCAAGAAAGGGGCGGCAGGGCUACGAGACCUACUCAAGAACCAUACUGCUGCACCCAGACCUGACUCUGUCCGGCAGAAUCUCCUCGAGUGCUUGAGAAGAACCCUGAAAGAAUGGGGCACUGAUGAGACCUUGAAGUUCCUGUACGGUGCUAACUGUUCACUAAGCUCUUCAUUUGCUGAUGUAAAAGAGGAAGAGGACGAUGACAGAGAGGAGGAGCUGGAUGAAGAUGACCUUGAGGAUGAGGUGACAGUGGAGGAUGGUGAUGUCCUGAAGAAGCCGACAGCUGCAGCUCCAGACUAUGAGACGUUGAGGAAGGAGACCCAGCAUCUGGAGCUCAGAGUCAGGGAGUUUUAUAAAGGGACGUGGAUUCUGCCUGAGGAGUCAGAGGCCCCGAAUGGAAACCAGGUGACUGUCCAGGACCAGGGCGUGGUGGACCCAGUUCUGCCGCUGGUUGACUCUAAUGCCCAGCAACUCAUCCAGAAACGAAUCACAGUGGAGAAGCUCACCAGCUGUCUCAGAAACAUUGUGGGUCCGCUGCGUCUCACCAUGAGUGACAUCUCCACUGACCUGAACAGCCUGGUCAGGACGUUCAGGUUCACUAACACCAACGUCAUCCAUAAAACUCCAGAGUGGACCCUCAUAGCUGUGGUGCUUCUACAUUUGUUGUCAGAGGUGUCUCUUGUGGUGCGAGAGGCCUUGGAGACGCCGGCAUCAGUGGAGUAUUUGAACACGCUGAUGGAAGAGCUCGGUCUACAGGAGCAGGAUAUAUUGAACUUAGUCCAACUGUUUAAAAUCCCAACACACUGACACACACACACACAGAGCCAGGCAUGGACAUACGAAUUAUAAAUAUACAUUACAGAGCCCUGACCGAAUAAAAUAAAUGUGUGUAUCAGAUGUUUCAUGUAAGGUAUAUUUUUCAUAAAUAAAUUUAGUUGUAAUAACAGUUAA